AGAGAGAGAGUGUGUGUGUGUGUGUGUGUGUGUGUGUGUAGCCUGCACCUAUGUGUUGUGCAAUGGAGGAUACCUUCGGAGGAUUUUGCAUUGUACAUGUAACAUGUAGCCUAUCCAUCUAAUCGAUUUCGUUGUGUAGCCGGUUAAUUUGUAGACUAAAGUGAAACUAAAACAGGGAAUUCUUCUGCCUUACUGUUUGAGACAAAAUCGACACACCGGCGUGGCUGCCGGUGUUUCACGUUGUGGUAGGACGUCGCAGAAACCGCGGCUCUGGAGGACUUUUCGGAAGAAACCCUGAACAGAAAAGACCCAUUGGGCGGUAUGAUAAAGUCACAAAGAAGCCGCGAGCUGGGUCCGGUAGCUCGCUGAUAAACAGAACCGGAACAUCUUGGACCUAAGGGGAGACCGCAGGCUCGAAUCACCAACGACCCGAAAUUUGGAUUUAAGCGCGCACGAUCAUGGCUUGGUGCGACGGGAGGUGUACCCUUAUUGUGAUAUGCAGCUUGCAGCUGGUGGCUGCACUACAGAGACAGGUCAUAGAUUUUCUUGGCUACCAGUGGGCCCCUAUCCUGGCCAACUUCCUGCACAUCAUGGCUGUCAUACUGGGAGUAUUUGGCACUGUCCAGUUCCGCUCACGGUACAUCAUACUGUAUGCGGUGUGGUUGGUUAUCUGGGUUGGCUGGAACUCCUUCAUCAUCUGUUUUUACCUGGAAGUGGGACAUCUCUCACAGGAUAGGGAAUUCCUGAUGACAUUCAACACCUCCUUGCAUCGCUCCUGGUGGAUGGAGCAUGGCCCUGGGUGUCUGGUAACAGCUGUUCCUGACUCUCCAUUGGCUCCUCAGGAUCACCAUGUGAUAACUAUCAGUGGCUGCCUCUUAGAUUAUCAGUACAUAGAGGUGGUCAGUGCUUCCCUGCAGGUCUUCCUAGCUCUCUUUGGCUUUGUGUACGCCUGUUAUGUGAGUAAAGUAUUCCUGGAGGAUGAAGACAAUGUUGAUUUCAUUGGUGGAUUUGACUCCUAUGGCUACCGUCCUCCCCAGAAGAAUUCACAUUUGCAGCUGCAGCCCCUCUACACGUGACGGUUCAUCAGAUCCACUGACCAUUGAUGAGGAAAGAGAGUUGGCACAACACAACUCUUCAGAUCGCUGUGAGCCCUGAUGUGGGAUGAAUAAAUGAAAAUAAACUUUAGUAACUGUGUAACUGUGUUGUUCAUACCAUAUGAUACUCCUGCUACUGUACAUGGUUGAUUAUGUUGUUCACAAUCACAACAGACUCAAGCUUGCCAGUCUACAUGUACAGUACUCAAAAGACAUUUGGUCUAUUGUGCUACAGUAUGCCGUAUAAAACCUGAUGCCAAAAAGGUUUUCAUAAGGUGCUCCUCUGGGUUUGUGAGACUAGUAUGGAGAACAUUAAAAACGUUUUGAUGAAACUUAAAAAAAACUCAAGCAAUAUAAAAAUGUAUAAAUCAUGAGUUGUAAUUGUUAUAGCUUUCUGGUUGUCAAAUGUUACAUUUUGGGACAGCCAGAAAAUGGACGCAUCAAAAUGAUCCAGCAUCAGUUUCACUUUGCUGACUGAGUGAAUCACUGUAUCUACAGUAGAGACCCAUUUUACUGACCACUACUCACACAAUAAAACGGGUUAAUUUCA
Messenger RNA from Alosa alosa (allis shad), 1644 nucleotides. It is a transcript of the gene nkain1, whose product is annotated as sodium/potassium transporting ATPase interacting 1. Gene Ontology annotation, biological process: regulation of sodium ion transport. The coding region runs from base 459 to 1076 and encodes 205 amino acids. The record is from RefSeq and is a predicted model, not a curated record. NCBI's taxonomy places the organism in Eukaryota, Metazoa, Chordata, Actinopteri, Clupeiformes, Clupeidae. The transcript has 9 exons.